ACAGGGCAAAUCCAUUACGCAUCAGUGAUCGUAGGGAAACGAAAAUCGAAAUAAUGAAAGCGUUUAUUUUGGCCAGCUUGUUAAUAGUCGCCGUUGGUGCAUCCCUGGAAAAUUUUGGAUCAACCUUUCAGUCUUUUAAGUUGAAGCAUAGUAAGAACUACAGCAACCAAGUUGAAGAAGCAAAACGGUUGGCCAUUUUCACGGAAAAUUUUCGCGAAAUUGAAGAACACAAUGCCCUCUAUGCAGCAGGACUUGUUUCUUACAACAAAUCUGUUAACCAAUUUACCGAUUUGACUAUUGACGAAUUUAAGGCCUAUCUCACUCUUCACUCAAAGCCUACGCUAAACACUGUUCCAUAUGUAAGAACGGGACUACAGGUCCCAACCACCCUGGACUGGAGGUCUCACGGUUAUGUAACUGGGGUCAAGGAUCAGGGCGACUGCGGAUCCUGCUGGGCUUUCUCCAUCGUUGGGUCCACGGAAGGUGCUUACUACAAAAGUACUGGAGAGCUGGUAAGCCUAUCAGAACAACAACUAAUAGACUGCACAACCAACAUAAAUGCUGGAUGCGAUGGUGGAUACUUAGAAGAAACGUUUCCCUACGUUCAGCAAACCGGCUUGGUGUCUGAAAGCAGUUAUCCAUACACUGAGCGUGAUGGUAACUGCAAAUUUUCCGUGUCCGACGUGGUAGCCAAAGUGAGCAAAUAUGUUUUGGUUAGUGGAGAAGCUGAUCUUUUGGAAGCCGUUGGUUCCGUAGGCCCCGUAUCUGUGGCGAUGGACGCUUCCUACAUCUAUUCCUACGCUUCAGGAGUUUACGAAACCAACCUGUGUGCAGAAUACUCUUUGAACCAUGGUGUUCUUGUUGUUGGAUAUGGAACUCAGGACGGUAAAGACUACUGGCUGAUCAAAAACUCGUGGGGAAGCACAUGGGGAGAACAAGGCUACUUGAAACUUCUGCGUGGCAAAAACGAAUGUGGUAUUGCCGAGGACGAUGUGUACCCGAUCAUAUAAGCGAAUUUAUCUCGUUACCUGCAAGUUAUUUUUAAUCUUAACAUGUUUUUUUUAUAAAUAUACGUGAUAACAUGAG
Dendroctonus ponderosae (mountain pine beetle) is the source of this 1086-nucleotide messenger RNA. Its product is annotated as procathepsin L. Gene Ontology annotation, cellular component: lysosome. Gene Ontology annotation, molecular function: cysteine-type endopeptidase activity. The transcript has 5 exons. The record is from RefSeq and is a predicted model, not a curated record. Lineage: Eukaryota; Metazoa; Arthropoda; Insecta; Coleoptera; Curculionidae. Bases 54 to 1010 code for a protein of 318 amino acids.